Molecule: messenger RNA, 1162 nt
Organism: Nyctereutes procyonoides (raccoon dog)
Lineage: Eukaryota; Metazoa; Chordata; Mammalia; Carnivora; Canidae
Gene: IAH1
Product: isoamyl acetate hydrolyzing esterase 1 (putative)
Exons: 6
Coding region: 615-1025 (136 amino acids)
Molecular function (GO): hydrolase activity, acting on ester bonds
Source: RefSeq, a predicted model, not a curated record
CGCUGGUAAGCAACAUGGCGCUGUGUGAGGCGGCGCGCGGCGGGUCGUCCCUGCUCUGGCCGCGGGUGUUGCUCUUCGGAGACUCCAUCACCCAGUUUUCUUUCCAGCAGGGUGGAUGGGGAGCGUCCCUGGCUGACAAGCUGGUCAGGUGAGAAUAGUUUCUGGAUGGACGCCCGAGACUUUGCUGAUGGAAACCGUAACUGCCUCUCAGAGGAGGAAGAGCGCCCGAUGCGCUUCCAAACAGUAUAUUCCUCCUUUCUUUGCCGGCCUGAGCUCGUUAGUGUGUCUCCAGGGUUGGGGGCCAGAAGGAAGGACAGGCAUUCAGGGUUCAGCAGAAGUUCUGCAGGAUGUGAAAUCAAACCCUAAAAGUUGUAGGAAGGAUACCGGGUUUGGAGCCAAACAGAUACAGAAAAUGUGAUGUUCUGAAUCGUGGAUUUUCAGGUUACAAUACCAGAUGGGCCAAAAUCAUCCUUCCAAGAUUAAUCAGGAAAGGGGACAGUCUGGACCGCCCAGUAGCAGUGACAAUUUUCUUCGGUGCCAAUGACAGUGCACUGAAAGAUGAGAAUCCCAAGCAGCACAUCCCCCUGAACGAGUACGUGGCGAAUCUAAAGAGCAUGGUGCAGUACCUGAAGUCCGUGGACGUCCCUGAGGACAGGAUCGUCCUCAUCACGCCGCCCCCACUCUGGGAGGCUGCGUGGGAGCAGGAGUGCCUCCUGCAAGGCUGCAAAUUAAAUCGUCUGAACUCGGUUGUUGGUGAAUACGCAGGCGCCUGCCUCCAGGUGGCCCACGACUGUGGGAUCGAUGUCCUUGACCUGUGGACCCUGAUGCAGAAGGACACACAGGACUUCUCGUCCUAUCUGUCAGAUGGACUGCACUUGUCACCAAAGGGAAAUGAGUUCUUGUUCUCCCACCUGUGGCCUCUGAUAGAGAAGAAAGUCUCCUCCUUGCCUUUGCUGCUCCCUUACUGGCGAGACGUAGCAGAAGCCAAACCAGAACUAAGUCUUCUGGGAGACGGGGACCAUUAACCAUAGAAAACCAAAUCUGGCCAUUAACUUGCCGGAAGUGACAAAGAUAAGUGAUCAGACCUUUCUUUGCUCAUGACCUUGGAAUAAAAAACGCUGAACCUCCCCCACCAAGAUUAAUAAAAGCAUUAGAAUUUUUA